Molecule: messenger RNA, 1722 nt
Organism: Coccomyxa subellipsoidea C-169
Lineage: Eukaryota; Viridiplantae; Chlorophyta; Trebouxiophyceae; Coccomyxaceae
Product: DEAD-domain-containing protein
Exons: 7
Coding region: 1-1722 (573 amino acids)
Cellular component (GO): nucleus
Molecular function (GO): ATP binding; RNA helicase activity; RNA binding
Source: RefSeq, a predicted model, not a curated record
AUGGGUGGAGGCGCAUUCAGAGGUGGUGGUGGCGGGGGUUACAGCAGAGGUGCCUAUGGUGGUUCCAGGCCUGGUGGUGGCUAUGGCGCGCCGCGCGGUGGUGGUGGUUCCGGCUGGGGCGGUGGAAAUUCAGACGAUCGGGACCCAUUUGCUGAAGACAAGGCACGCAAGCAGGAAGUGGAUGCAAUGUUCACGCAAGAGAACACGGGGAUCAACUUCGACGCCUACGACGACAUUCCGGUCGAGGCCACGGGGGAGCAGGUGCCCAACCCAAUCACCAGCUUCGACGAUGCCGACCUGCCCCCUGCACUGGCAGCCAACACAGUGCGCUGCAACUACACCAAGCCCACACCAGUGCAGAAGUACUCCAUCCCCAUCGGCCUGGCGCAUCGCGACCUGAUGGCUUGCGCGCAGACGGGCUCCGGCAAGACGGCCGCCUUCUGCUUCCCUAUCAUCGCCAACAUCCUCAAGUCCAACGUGCAGCCGCUGGGGCGCAGCAGGAAGGCGCACCCCAUGGCACUGGUGCUCAGCCCCACGCGCGAGUUGUCCUCCCAGAUCUACGACGAGGCCCGCAAGUUCACCUACCAGACAGGCAUCCGCCCUGUCGUCGUGUACGGAGGCGCACCCGUCAUGAACCAGCUGCGGGAGAUGGAGCGCGGCUGCGACAUCCUGGUGGCGACGCCCGGGCGGCUGAGCGACCUGAUCGAGCGCGCGCGUGUGUCGCUCUCGCGCGUCACCUACCUGGCGCUGGACGAGGCCGACCGCAUGCUGGACAUGGGUUUCGAGCCGCAGAUCCGGCGCAUCGUGGAGCAGGAGGACAUGCCGCGCACCGGGCAGCGCCAGACGCUGCUGUUCAGCGCCACCUUCCCCAAGGAGAUCCAGCGCCUGGCCGCUGACUUCCUGCACAACUACAUCUUCCUGGCCGUGGGCCGCGUGGGCUCCUCCACCGAGCUCAUCGUGCAGCACAUCGAGUAUGUGUCCCCCGGUGACAAGCGCCAGGUCCUCCUCGACCUCAUCAACACCGUCGAGGGCCUGACGCUGGUCUUUGUGGAGACCAAGCGCGGAGCGGAUGCCCUGGAGGACUUCCUGGCCGGCAACAACUUCCCUGCCACAUCUAUCCACGGCGACCGCUCCCAGCAGGAGCGCGAGGCGGCCCUGCGCAGCUUCAGGUCGGGCCGCACGCCAAUCCUGGUGGCGACUGACGUGGCCGCUCGUGGGCUGGAUAUCCCCCAUGUGACCCACGUCAUCAACUUCGACCUGCCCACCGAUGUGGACGAUUACGUGCACCGCAUCGGUCGCACAGGGCGUGCCGGCAAGAAGGGCCUCGCCACUGCCUUCUUUACUGACAAGGACGCUGGCCUGGCCAAGGGCCUCGCAGAGCUGCUGCAGGAGACAAACCAGGAGGUGCCAGGCUGGCUGCAAAACAUUUCGGCGCGCUCGGCCCCUUACGGCCAGAAGAGUUCGCGUGGUGGCGGCCGCAGCGGCAACAACCGCUUUGGAGGCCGCGACUACCGCCAGGACCGCGGAGCCAGCUACGGGGGUGGCGGCGGCAGCUACGGGGGCGGCGGCAGCUACGGUGGCGGCGGCGGCUACGGCGUCGCACCAGCUGCAUAUGGCGCUGCUUAUGGCGGCGCUGGCUACAGCCAUGCUCCCAGCUACGGUGCGGCUGGCGCGUACGGCGUCCAGAGCGGCGGCGCCGGCUACCAAAGCGCAUGGGACUAA